UGCAGCGAGCAGCCCUUCCUGCCUUUGCCUCUGCCUCAGUUUCCACAUCCGCGAUGGGAGUGUGGACUCCUGCUCUCUGAGUGCCUGACGUGGCGUCUGGGGAGUCCUGCUCAAGUAGAAGCGCUGGAGGGAAAGCGUAGCUUGAAGUCAAUGGCCCAAAAUGACUCUGCUAGUGGAGCUUCACUUCCGUAAGGAGAAAGACCAGGUCAGAGGCUGGGAUGAGCAUGCCACUGCACCAGAUCUCUGCCAUCCCGUCUCAGGAUGCCACUUCUGCUAGAGUCUACAGAGGCAAGACCAAAGAUAAGGAGCGGGAGCAGAAUGAGAAGACAUUGGGACAUUCCAUGAGUCAUCCAAGCAACAUUUCUAAGGCUGGGAGCAGUCCUCCAUCCACGACGGCUCCAGUGUCUUCCUUCUCUCGCACUUCUGUCACACCAUCCAACCAGGACAUCUGCAGUUCCAGUGCAGUGUUUUCUGAGUGUUGUCACUACAGUCCUGUGCAGUCUGCUGUUGUCUUGAAAGCUCCUCCAUGCCAGAGUUCUCUGACCCAAGGGCUCACUGUGACAGUUAUCUGUAAAGACACAUUACAGGCAUCAAAGAGAAAUCCUUUUGGUUCAGACUGGGACCAAGCCUUGAGGCCUUCUAAGAAUACUAAGGCCCGAAGAGCACUCAGAUUCUCAAAGUCACUAAGUGAUGUGGGUGUGAAGACCCAGGAUACUUUGGAAAGCUUUGACUAUAUGGAAAGAACUUGUUCUGAAGGGAAAUUGGUGCUUCCUCAAGGUCCAUCUCUCAAAAAGAACAGGCUCCAUCAUAAAGAAAAAAGAGUGGAGCAUUGCCCACCCCUCGACCAUUCCAAACACUCUUGCGUCUUAGCCCCUUCCAUCAACCAUUCAGCUGCCUCAAAGAGGGAAGCUGGCAAGGGGAGCGUGCGCAUCCCACUUUUGGAGGAGAAAGCUGAUGGUGAGACCAGGUUGAGAAGCCAGCGACUGCUCCGGUACCUAUUCUCGCUCUCCCGUGGCUCAAGUGCCAGCAGCCUGCAUAGAUUUCAUGAGCUGGAGAGCCAUGCCAGCCGUCUGCAUACUGCUAAGUCCUCCAGCUGGCUGGCAGAGAGCACGGACUUCUGUUCUGAUGAAAUGGGAGAUGACGACGUCUUUGAGGAUACAUUGUCUGCCAAACUGAAGAGCAGGGUCCUGCGUGCGCCCCUCUGUUCAGUAGAGAAGGACAGUGACCUGGAUUGUCCUUCUCCGCCCUCUGAAAAAUGCACUCCCACCUCUCCUGUGUCCACCUCAGGGGAUGCCUGCAGGAUCUGCCACUGUGAAGGAGAUGACGAGAGCCCUCUGAUCACUCCCUGUCACUGCACAGGAAGCCUCCAUUUUGUGCAUCAGGCUUGCCUGCAGCAGUGGAUCAAGAGUUCUGACACACGCUGCUGUGAACUCUGCAAGUACGAGUUCAUCAUGGAGACCAAGCUGAAACCUUUGAGGAAAUGGGAGAGGUUGCAGAUGACCGCCAGUGAGCGCAGGAAGAUCAUGUGCUCAGUGACAUUUCAUGUCAUUGCUAUCACCUGUGUAGUCUGGUCCUUAUAUGUACUCAUUGACCGAACAGCAGAGGAGAUCAAGCAGGGUCAGGUGACAGGAAUCCUAGAGUGGCCUUUCUGGACUAAGCUGGUAGUUGUGGCCAUCGGCUUCACCGGAGGACUUCUCUUUAUGUAUGUUCAGUGCAAGGUGUAUCUACAAUUAUGGAAAAGACUCAAGGCUUAUAAUAGAGUGAUUUAUGUUCAAAACUGUCCAGAAACAAGUAAAAAGAAUAUUUUUGAAAAGUCUGCAUUAACAGAGCCCACCCUUGAAAAUAAAGAAGGACAUGGAAUGUGUCAUUCCACCACAAAUUCUUCUUGCACAGAGCCUGAAGACACUGGAGCAGAAAUUAUUAAUGUCUGACAGUGUGGAGGGUAUUAUUUCCUUGAUGUCCACCAAGAGCUGAAGGAAUUUGUUUACUGCCAAUUGUGUUCCUUCCUUCUGUCAUUUAAUAGCAUAGACUGGGCAGGUGACUAUUUAUAGUGGCCUCUCUUUUUCUCAACCCUCCUUGGUGUGAAUAUCCUAGAACUCUUGUGGGGCAGGCGCCACUGGGUUCCGUUCUGCCAGGGUUCUCUGGGCUGGGAAAGUGGGAGGUCCCAUGCAUCCAUGGUGAGUUCCAGCCUCUGCUCUCGAAAAGAAUAAGGAAGUAAAAAGCUAAACCAGAGGACAGAGCAGCAUGGGGGAGACUGGUGGGGAGUGAAUCCCCAGAGAACGAAGCAGCGUGGUACUUAGAGGGCUGCUGCUGAUGGGGGGGAUCCCUUCUCACUGAUAGAGAUAGGAGAUGGGAAGGGACCAGUGCCUAUCAGCAAAAACCUUGCCUCAUUUGGCUGAUGCUGCCACACUGCUCCAGGGCAGAUGAGGCCUUGGGGGCCCUGUGUCUGCUGGUGUGUGGGUCACUGAGCAAACAGCACUUUAUGAAAGUUUUAUUUUGGAGUUCCUAUGUCUAGAGGGAAUGGCACUUUAAAAGAGUGUCACAUUUAGAAAUGCUCUCUUUAUUGUCCCUGUUCUCUCUUUGCAUCAAAAUCAAACUGAAACCAUUUCUGCCUUAUAUAUUCUGAGUAGUAGAUGCCCUUCUGUGUCCAGAAAAGACUUGUCUUAAAGCAAAACCGACAGGUCUGAGACUCCAUGGCAAUUAAUGGAUGCUAAGGGUGUAAUUCCUCUGGUUUUGAGCCUGUUUCCUGACAAGUCUAUCUCACAAGCCCACCUAUACAUUUCUGUUUUGUCAGCAUUGAAAUGGAAGGGUUUUGAGAUCUGAUUGAUCCGAAUCAGGUUGAGUAUUUUAAAAAAUGCUCCUUUGACUAACAGAUGUCUCCAGAUGGAGAGGACACACAUUGUGGACAACCCCGUGAUCCACCUCUACUGCCUGACAAUGUUCUGUAGAGUCACUGCUGAGGGCUGGGAGGCGAACAGUCCAGCUCUGGGAUGAGGCCUUGGCAUGAUCAGUCAACUGCAUGGACCAUUGUGUCACUGACCUGGCCCACAACCCACUCAUUGCCUUAACCGGACUUGACAGGAUCAUUUAGGGUCUUUAGCUCCACCUGUGAUCUAUUCUGUCAUCAGGGUUACCUCCUACACUAUUUUUCACAAGACAGACAAAGCCAAAUCACCAUCAUUAAAUGGCCAUUGUUGCUUUAAAAGUCUGCUGAACAUUUUUUUCUUGAAGGCCAUUGCCACAGUGCCUGGCAAUAGUCAACUCAUAAUGUGACAAGAGGGACCCCAGAAGCAUACUCUCCAAGUGGCUGCUGUUGACUACAGGGUCUUCAGAGCCUCCUGAGGAGGGUGGUCCAAUGCCUAGGGUCCUGCCCAUCUCCCUGAACUUUGGCUGCUCCACUUAAUCUUCUUCAAAGACUGAGGCAAGCCCAAGAUGAAUCUUUUGUGGUUCCUAGUGGAAGCCCUGUGUUUAGUUUGCAGGGGCAGGUGGAGGCUGGAAGGCUUGUGGGAGCAGGUUUUGUCCUGUUAUCCCCUUGUCUCCUCUGGGGUCAUGGAGUUCAGUGGUUGAGCUGUUCUGCCAGGGCUUCCAGCCAUUAUCUAAUCAGCCCACCCCUUAGGUCAGCCUGCCCCCUCUCUCCCAGACCACAGAAGCCUCCCUGUGCUCCCUGUGCCCCAAAGUGCAAUUACUCACACACCUCCUCAGUCUGAGGACACCAGGCAGCUACAGACUGCACACCAGGGAGCUCUAACUCUAUUCUUCUGCAGCUGCUGCAGCUGAGUCCCUGGUCCUGUUCAUCUGCCCGUGACAUGAUGCUCCAACAGUGGGUGGGCAGUCACAUGAAGAUAGAGGUGGUUUUAAGUAUAAAGUCCCAACUGGCACUGAGGCUUCUGCAGAGAGGAGAGUGUACCUCAGUGGGGUUGUCCCUGCACAGCUACCCCAGGUGGCUUGUACCCUCAUAUAGAUAAGGUGACUUUAGAACCAUGGCUUAAUGCCAUUUCUUCUCUGGCUUCUCUGAUGAAAUCUGUCAUUCAUCCUUCUUCCCCUCCUAGUUCCCCUUGCUCGUUUUUCCUGCAGGUUCUCUGAUCUAGCAAGCAACUGUACCCAUUGGUGACUCAGUGCAGAAGACUUGCAAGGCAUGUGCCAUGAAACAUGCUGGCAGGGCUCUGGGUCUGCUCAGACUCUCCUAGUCCUUGUCUCUUUUCCCUCUGAGUAAAUUUUCAGGGUUAUCUGUCCAUCCCAUUUCUCCUCACUCUAAGCCUGGAUGUAUCUGGAAGAUGGCUUGUGGCUGAACCAAGCAACCAAGCAGAUCUAGGAUGAGGCUUCAGGGCCAGGAAGGCCCUGUGCUUGUGGGUCAAAUGAAGAAGGAAGUAGUCUGAGGUUGUCACUGCCAGCCCUUCUCUCUUAACUUGGCCUUUAUCCCCAUGUGUCAUAGACCCAUUAGCAUACCUUUGACUUUGGCUCCCACAAGUAAGUAGUUGGGGGUUGUGCUCAAGUUUAUUGCAGGAAUUUCCUGGAAAUGUUGUAAAAGUUCUCUUCUUACUCCAGGUCUCUGUCUCUCUCUUCUGGCUUCAGUAUACUCUUCAAUCAUGUAGGCCUAGUUUCCAAACCUGUGGGUAUGUCCUCCCGGACACAGAUGUGCAGGCUUCGGGCACUGAGGGCCAGGAUAAUCCAAGGCCUUGAGUAGUGUCUGAACAACCAGAGGCCAAAGGCUAUCUGGACAGGGUGAAGAGCUGGGACUAUGUGGGCGUGGUUAGAUGCACAUGAAUAUAUGCAAUACCACUUCAAAUCUGGCUUGAAAUGAGGCAGCUUAUAGCUGUAGCCCGAGGAAAGCCCAAAGCAGAGGAAGGUAAAAGCAUCUGUCUUUGUGUUAGAAAUGAUCGAUGAAGGUGUGUAACUGGUGCACAUUUAGAUGCAAUGUUUAAAGCUGAUUGUUAAUAAAAACCAAAUUUACACUGGUGUGUGUAGUGUAGUUUCUAAAAAGCACUUCACAUUUUAAAUUUUUCCUAGAAAAUUUCUAGUAAUCUAAAUGUCUAAUUUUUUAAUCCUUUUGUGUAUGUUCAGUUUCUCAGUAUUACCGCUUAAAUAAUUCUCUGUACAGGACAUUUGUUUGUGCUAUACACGGGGUGUCUAAAGGUAGCAAUAAAGCCUUUCUUUACAAAGAAA
Messenger RNA from Meriones unguiculatus (Mongolian gerbil), 5163 nucleotides. RefSeq names its product membrane associated ring-CH-type finger 8 (gene Marchf8). NCBI's taxonomy places the organism in Eukaryota, Metazoa, Chordata, Mammalia, Rodentia, Muridae. The coding region runs from base 219 to 1931 and encodes 570 amino acids. Gene Ontology annotation, biological process: antigen processing and presentation of peptide antigen via MHC class II; immune response; protein polyubiquitination. Gene Ontology annotation, molecular function: MHC protein binding; zinc ion binding; ubiquitin protein ligase activity. Gene Ontology annotation, cellular component: cytoplasm; lysosome; late endosome membrane. The record is from RefSeq and is a predicted model, not a curated record. The transcript is spliced from 8 exons.